This is a messenger RNA of Chelmon rostratus (copperband butterflyfish), 1668 nucleotides long. RefSeq names its product BEN domain-containing protein 4. NCBI's taxonomy places the organism in Eukaryota, Metazoa, Chordata, Actinopteri, Chaetodontiformes, Chaetodontidae. Bases 1 to 1668 code for a protein of 555 amino acids. The transcript is spliced from 6 exons. Gene Ontology annotation, molecular function: DNA binding. The record is from RefSeq and is a predicted model, not a curated record.
AUGGAGGGAGAGAUGCAGCCCGCAGAUGAAGGGCCCUGCGCCCCGAAGAUGUGCCGACAACAACGGGGUCCGUACAGCACCCUGAAAACCUUCCAGAGCAAGCGCUCGGCGGGCAAGUCGCGCUUUGACAGGUCCGCUGUGGUCGAGGUGCCCCUCUUUAGCGACGGGCAUCACUUCACUUUUCAUCCCGAGCAGCCUCACCAUUUCCAGCCGCACCAUCAUCACCACCACCAGCGUCUGCAGCAGCUCCACCAAACCGGCGUCGCUAUCAGCAGCAGCCAGCAGCAUCACACGACGCCUCAGCAGCAGCAGCAGCAGCAUCGUUUCCCAUGUGAGAACAGGCCCAGCAGCAGGGUCCCGACAUCCACCUCAGCGCCGGCGGGCAGCGUGGCGGCGGCAGCAUCUCCUGGUACCCAGCAGCGGCGCGCCGGCAGCGGCAGAGCGGAGCCCAGAUUCUCCCCGGACUGCACCUACGGUAUCAGCUCAGAGAAUCGUCUCAUCCUGGAUGCCUUCGCCCAGCAGUGUAGCCGAGUCCUCAGCCUCCUCAACAACGGCCGUCUCCUGGAGCCCUCCUCCUCCUCCUCCUCUUUCACCUCUAACAUCAAGCUAGAAGACGGGCCAGGGGAGGUACAGGGAUUUCACUGCUCCUCACUGGGCAAGCCCAAACCUGAAGAGAGCUCUUCCAGUACAGACCCAGAGGAGGAGGCCCACCAAAGCCAUUUGAGCCAACAACAGACCUCUGCCGUUCUCCGCAUCUUCACAGACUCCCUACAGAACUAUCUGCUCUCAGGGCCCCAGCAGCAGCAGCAGCAGCAGCAGCAUCUGGCUGCGGGUCUGGAGGAGGAGCAGUGUCCAUCGGCCGAGCCCGGUUCGGGGGGCUCUCCUCCAAGACACAGCCUCGGAGGCUGGGGCUCGCCGACUCCGUCAGAGUCGUACGGCCACCCGUCGUCCACCCUGCCCGAGGAGGAAGAGGAGGAGGAGAGCUGCUGCCCGCGCUGCCUGGAGUUGGAGCAGGAGGUGCUGUCUCUGCAGCAGGAGAACGAGGAGCUCCGCAACAAGCUGGAGAAUAUCCCAGUUCCCUGUCAAAAUGUCCUUGACUACUUCAAGACCGUUCUUGAGUUUCACAACCAGCUGAUCCAGCCGAUGCCGGAGGAGCAGCUCACCGAGGAGGAAGAACGGCAAACGGUGUUUGAGGGCAGUAAGCAGCUCCUGGAGAACUACCCUCUCUUCAUCACUAACAAGCAGUGGGACGAAGCCGUCAACUCCUCGAAGAAAGACGGCAGACGGCUGCUGCGCUACCUGAUCCGCUACGUCUUCACCACGGACGAGCUCAAGUUCUCGUGCGGUUUGGGCAAAAGGAAGCGUUCGGUCCACUCAGGAGACCCGGGCCUGGAGAGACGACCGCUCAACCCCGUCAAAGUCAGCUGCCUCAGAGAGUUUAUCCGGAUGCACUGUGCCUCAAACCCAGACUGGUGGAUGCCCUCAGAAGAGCAGAUCAACAAAGUGUUCAGCGACGCCGUCGGUCACGCUCGUCAGGGCCGAGCGGUCGGCACGUUCCUGGGCAGCAGCGGCAGCAGCACCAGCAGCCUCUACAUGGACGCCUUUGAUGGGCACCUGUCACAGGACGAACUGUAUUUAAAAGGCUGCCAGAACGGCCAAUCGGACUGA